Microthlaspi erraticum is the source of this 441-nucleotide messenger RNA. NCBI's taxonomy places the organism in Eukaryota, Viridiplantae, Streptophyta, Magnoliopsida, Brassicales, Brassicaceae. The record is from the annotation of a GenBank genome assembly.
AUGAAGUUCAAUCCGCGUGUGACCUCUUCUCGCCGGAAGAACAGGAAGGCUCAUUUCUCGGCUCCUUCUAGUGUGAGACGCGUGCUUAUGAGCUCGCCGUUAUCCACCGAUCUCCGGCAGAAGUACAAUGUCAGAUCGAUGCCGAUUAGGAAGGACGACGAGGUGCAGGUUGUUCGUGGGACGUUCAAGGGAAGAGAAGGGAAGGUGAUGCAAGUGUAUCGCCGCAAGUGGGUGAUUCACAUCGAGAGAAUCACAAGGGAGAAAGUCAACGGAACCACGGUCAACGUCGGCGUGAAUGCUUCAAAUGUGGUGAUCACCAAGCUCCGUCUUGACAAGGAUAGGAAGUCUCUGUUGGAGCGUAAGGCUAAUGGACGCGCCGUCGCAGAUAAGGAGAAGGGGACGAAGUUCACGGCUGAAGAUGUUAUGCAGAGCGUAGAUUAA